Molecule: messenger RNA, 1288 nt
Organism: Vitis riparia (riverbank grape)
Lineage: Eukaryota; Viridiplantae; Streptophyta; Magnoliopsida; Vitales; Vitaceae
Exons: 2
Coding region: 232-1104 (290 amino acids)
Source: RefSeq, a predicted model, not a curated record
AAGCUCUGAACCCAAAACAAAUCCCUUUACCCACGGCCCUUGAGGGGGGUGGCUUCAAUCUUCUUCACUCCUAGAGUGACAAGGGUCACCAUGGCGGUGGCUUGAAAUUCGACGCUACACUCCAAGCCCACCUUCUUUGAUCUGUGAAUAUUCACAACACCCAACUCAUAUUUCAACCCCCUCUCAGUCUCUUCUGCUCCUCCAGGCUCCAUACUCCAAACUCCCCAUGAAAUGGAUCUUGAAGAGUGGGAGUACCUGCCCGAUGAUGGGUUUCUUGAUUUCAGUGAAGAUGGUGGGAGGAAGAUCUUCAUCAGGGACAGUGAUCCCAACUCCAAGGGCGUUUUCGACAUGAAUUACUUCAUAUGCCCAACUCCCAAGCGUGAGACUUGGGUGGAACCUCCUCCUCUCAGUCCGAGGCUGCCCAAGCAGCUUCUCCCACUCCAAAUUCGGUUGGAUCCACCUCCAAUCGUUGAUGAGGAGGUUGUGAAGCACAUCACUAAGAUUCCACUCCAGAUUGAGGCCCUGCCACCGCCGGUGAUCAGGGCUCCAAGCCUGGAAGCCUUGAAGGAAGCCGAUCAAGACACGGUUUCCCAAGUUUUCUUCAAGAAAAUGAAGGAAAAUGAAUUCGUCGACAUGAAAAUGGACUCUCCCAAGUCCGGAAGCAGGGGAAUCCUGCCUCAAAUCGAGGCGGGUGGGUUCCAGUUUGAGGAGAAGGAUGAGAAGAUGGAGAAUACCCACAACCCAUCAAAGAAAAAUAAUCUGGGACCGGCUCCGGGCCCAGAUAUCAAAGAAGAUGAAGAGGGCAGUUGGACAGAGAGCAGCGGUCGGUUCAACGUAUGGAAGUGGGGCUUAACUGGGAUCGGUGCCCUCUGCUCCUUCGGGGUUGCUGCUACUACCAUCUGCAUUAUCAUCUUCGCCAGCAGCCAAAGAAACAAACACCACCAACACAACCAAAAGCUUCGGUUUCAGAUCAUCACUGACGACAAGAGGAUCAAGCGAGUGGUUCACCAUGCAACAAAAUUGAAUGAAGCUUUUUCUGCAGUGAGAGGAGUUCCCCUGACCAGAGCUCAUAUAACCUUUGGUGGCUACUAUGAUGGUCUCUGAGCAUUAUCUUGAAGAUGGGUUUGCUGUGGCUCAACACUUAUCAGACACCUGGAUCUGCACCUGCAGGAUCUUUAUAUAUCUGUUACUAUAUGUGCAUAUAUAGAUUCCUAUUUCUGUUUGUAUUAUAGGACCCCUUCUGGCUAUAUAAUAAAAAAACUGCCAUACCAUACAAGUUGGUUCCUUA